AUGACGGUCACUCAUCGAAAGGCUACGGUGGAUUCCACCACGCAAGUGGCUCCUGCGCCGAUUUCUGAACCCGGUGUUGCGUAUCAAUGCGAUUCUUGUGGCUCUGACAUUACACAUGCCAUCCGGAAGGAGGUUGGGCAGCACAAGCCAUGGCAUGAUUACAGGGUUAUCGAGAGGCACUCAUACCCAAUAUUUACAGAGGGCUGGGGAGCGGACGAAGAAUUGCUUCUCAUUGAGGGACUCAUUAUUAAUGGCUUGGGAAAUUGGGCUGCUGCUGCGGAACACAUUGGAACUAGAACACCCGAGGAAGUACAACAGCAUUACCACGAUGUGUACGUGGAAAGUCAAACAUGGCCAUUACCCGAUUUGACCAAGAGCUUUGAUGUCGACCCCGACUUUUUCCACAAUAAGAAGAAGGAGCGGAUAGCUGCUAUGAGACAGCGCGCGUUGGAGAUUGCGAAGAGCUCCAGCGAUUCAAAACCUCCACUUGUAUCUGGUCCUACCAAUCACGAGACACAGGGCUAUAUGCCGGGUCGUUUGGAAUUCGAAACUGAGAUUGAAAAUGAAGCAGAAGAGCUUGUGAAGGAUCUUGAAUUCGGCCUCGUUAUGCAGUAUGGGGGCGAUCAACAACCCGCCCCGGAUCCGCCUCCGGGCAUUUCAGACUCUGCCACAGAGGAGAGGAAAAAAGAAGGGGAUAAGAUGACCGAGGGGAAGGCGACUGAAGAUUCGAAAGGUCGGGAUGACGAAAAGGCGGUUUGGGUACAAGAUCCCGAAGAGACUCCGCAGUCCGCAGCAUUAAAGCUCGCACUUCUUGACAUCUAUUUUGAGAAAUUGGACAGACGUGCUGAGGCAAGGACUUUCGUAUUUGAUCGCGGCAUGCUCGAUUUUAAGAAGUGGCAAGCCGCUGAGAAAAAGCGACCAAAGGAAGAAAGAGACCUGAUUCAAAGGCAUAAGUCGUUCUCAAAGUUGCAAACAGGUUCAGACUUUGAAGAUUUCAUCAAUGGUGUCAUGCAGGAGAACGCUCUCAAGGCCCGUAUUUUGGAGUUGCAGGAAUACCGCAACCAUGGUAUUACAACCUUAGCAGACGCAGAGAAGUACACGAAAGAGAAAGCAACAAGGUUCAAUCGGCCUGCAUCUUUCCGAGAUCUAUCCGGAGACACUGGUUCUCACCAUGCUGCAAACGGUCGCUUGUCUUCUAUGCCCCCCGCUCACGACUCUUCGUUGCAAUCGUUCGAGGCGCGCAUGGGGAGCCAUCAAUCAAUGGAUCUAUCCAUUGGGAUGGCACCGAAACCUGGACCGGUUGGUAGAAGACCCGCCGCUCCACUCAAUUUGGCAAAUGCCGCGUCUCUGCACCUUUUGACUCCGCUGGAACAAGAGCUAUGCUCGGAGCUACGCAUUCUGCCGAAGCCUUUCCUCAUUAUCAAGGAGACUCUAGUCUCAGAGUUCAUGCGCCGCAAUGGGAACCUGAAGAAGCGUGAAGCUCGAGAUUUGAUUAAGAUUGACGUGAAUAAGACUGGGAGAAUUUGGGAGUUCCUUGAACAACAGGGGCUGUUGGAUAUCACCAAAAAACCGGGAGCCAGCGUACAGACAUGAUCAUUGGUAUGCGAUAAUAUUGUCAUCAAAUGGUUGGGCACGGGAAUGCUGUAUGUACAAUUGAAUAUGCUACAUUAUGUCCUUAUACUAUCUAGUGAUGUCACGACCGUGUAUCCAAAGCAAUUGCCAGCACGAUAGAAACCUAUCAGGUUCAAUUCUCCGGUAACAGAUUAGUGCAAUGGCAAGCAAAUCACUGCGGGCUAGAGUUAGUGGGCCUCCCUUCCCAUUUCUCCCCUCUAUUAACUUCUU
Molecule: messenger RNA, 1842 nt
Organism: Cantharellus anzutake
Lineage: Eukaryota; Fungi; Basidiomycota; Agaricomycetes; Cantharellales; Hydnaceae
Exons: 10
Coding region: 1-1593 (530 amino acids)
Biological process (GO): chromatin remodeling; regulation of transcription by RNA polymerase II
Cellular component (GO): nucleus; SAGA-type complex
Molecular function (GO): chromatin binding; transcription coactivator activity; protein binding
Source: RefSeq, a predicted model, not a curated record